AUGAAGGCAGACGAGCCUGGUCAACUAUCUGCGAGCGACAUCGUAUCUGUCGACGGCGACGAACCUACUGAGGAAGAGCUAGCGACCAUGAGAAAAGUCGCAGAUCGUUUGCCGUGGUCCGCUUUCAUCGUGGCGCUAGUCGAGUUAUGUGAACGAUUCACCUACUACGGUCUCUCCGGCCCAUUCCAAAACUACAUUCAGUAUGACCCUCACGAUACACCUGGGACACCAAUUCUUGGUGCCAUCGUUUCCGAUCAGUACCUCGGCAAAUACAAGACAAUCCUGUACUCUGCCUUCAUCUAUCUGGCUGGCAUCUUCAUACUGUUCUGCACCUCCCUACCCUCGGCAAUCGAGCAUGGCGCAGCUUUGGGUGGCUUAAUUGCAGCUAUGGCAGUUAUUGGGUUAGGUACCGGCGGCAUUAAGUCGAACGUUAGUCCUUUGGUCGCAGAACAGUACCGCCAAACCAAGAUGACUAUUCGGGUCUUGAAGAGUGGUGAGAGGGUAAUCGUCGAUCCUGCAAUCACCAUUCAGCGUAUUUACAUGAUCUUCUAUCUGUGCGUCAACCUGGGCUGUCUGUCCCCAAUUGCCACCACAGAAAUGGAACAAUCGACAGGAUUUUGGACGGCGUAUCUUCUCUGUCUAUGCUUCUUUGUUCUUGGAAUUGCCAUUUUGAUCGCAGGGGAGAGAUACUACGUAGUCCAUCCUCCCAAGGGUUCGAUAAUUAUAGAUGCGUUCAGGGCGAUGUGGAUUGGCUUGAGAAACGGGGGCAACAUGGACGCCGCGAAGCCCUCCUACCAAGAUGAGCGCGGACGCAAGUACAAAACGUCAUGGGACGAUGUUUACAUAGUUGAGCUCCAACGUGGGCUCGCCGCAUGUCGCGUCUUCCUUUUUUACCCAAUAUACUGGGUCGCCUACUCGCAAAUGUUGAACAAUUUUAUCUCACAAGCUGGUACCAUGCAACUCCAUGGCAUUCCCAAUGACUUCAUGCAGAAUAUCGACCCUCUUACUAUCAUCUUUCUUAUUCCCAUCUUCGAUCGCCUUCUCUAUCCCGGCCUUCGCAAGAUUGGUAUACCGUUCCGACCGAUCACUCGUAUUACAUGGGGCUUCGUCUUCGGUGCACUCGCCAUGGCAUAUGCAGCCAUUGUGCAGCAUUUGAUCUACUCAUCCCCACCAUGCUACAACGCCCCUCUUGCGUGCGACACUUCCCACUUGCCCAAUGAGGUCCAUAUAGCGGUGCAAACGCCAGCGUACUUCUUCAUGGCCGUAUCGGAAAUCUUGGCGAGCGUCACUGGACUAGAGUACGCUUUCACGAAAGCGCCGCCAUCCAUGAAGUCGUUCGUCAUGUCCAUCUUCCUCCUGCAGUCCGCGUUCGGAUCUGCACUUGGAAUGGCACUGGCACCGAUCGCGAAGGAUCCGAGGUUGGUGUGGAUGUAUACUGGCCUUUGCAUCGCUACUCUCAUCGCCGCUGGGCUCUUCUGGGUGUGUUUCAAGCAUCUGAACGCCACUGAGGAAUCGAUGAACAUGCUGGAGAACAAGGGUGAAAAGGCCGUUGGUGUCGGCCACGUUGACGCUACAGGAGCUCUGGAUCGCAGUGUCAAGGGCAGGAAUAGGGCUGCUAUCAGUGAGGGCGAAGUUUGA
This is a messenger RNA of Letharia lupina, 1638 nucleotides long. RefSeq lists its product as uncharacterized. Gene Ontology annotation, molecular function: dipeptide transmembrane transporter activity; tripeptide transmembrane transporter activity. The coding region runs from base 1 to 1638 and encodes 545 amino acids. The record is from RefSeq and is a predicted model, not a curated record. Gene Ontology annotation, biological process: oligopeptide transport; transmembrane transport. The transcript has 6 exons. Gene Ontology annotation, cellular component: fungal-type vacuole; plasma membrane. NCBI's taxonomy places the organism in Eukaryota, Fungi, Ascomycota, Lecanoromycetes, Lecanorales, Parmeliaceae.